AUGUGGCUUUCUCGUCUUCGCCUUUUAUCGUUAUCCUAUUUUAAGCCUUAUCGAUCAAUGAGUACCCUCAAACCUAUUUCGACUCCAAACGCGCCUAGUGCGAUUGGCCCUUAUUCUCAAGCCAUAGUUGCAAAUGGUUUUGUGUUUGCAUCUGGUCAAAUCCCUAUCGUACCUGAAACAAGUCAAAUCGUUAGCGAUGAUGUUAAAGAACAAACGCGACAAGUAAUCAAAAAUCUUUCAAAUGUAUUGCAAGAAGCUAAUUCUUCGCUUUCUCAAGUGGUUAAAACCACCGUGUACAUUAAAAACAUGAAUGAUUUUAGUGCUAUUAACGAAGUUUAUGCUGAAUGCUUUGGGGAUCAUAAACCGGCUCGCGCAACUGUAGAAGUCGCUCGAUUACCAAAAGACGUCAAAGUUGAGAUUGAUGGUAUUGCGGUUCAUUCGUAUUCUUCUCGUUCUCGUUUUAUUUGCUCGAAAAAAAUGGAAUUUUUUAGCAGAGGAUAUAAAGGAUUAUUGGGUGAAAAAGGGCAACCUCAAUCCGUGGAGAUUACAAUUUCAAAAUUAUGUGAUCGCGCAAGCAAUUCUACAUUACUCGAAGACAGACGUGCUGCUAUUCUGGGCUUGAAAGGACUUUCGCGGGAAUAUCGACUUGAAGUGGGCGAAAAAGGCCUCGGUGCUCUUUUACAUAUCUUAAACGAGGAUCGAGCCGAUAUAGACACGACAAAAGCGAUUCUUGAAAUUUUAAAUAUUUUAUGCACUCCGGACGGACAACAGGAUCCUACUGUUGAUCUGGGCGUUAGAUUCACGGACGAAAUCGUGCAUGAUUCUGCUAAUAUAAAUUUACUCUUGGAUAUUUUGCAAGAAUAUGAUUUUUAUGUUCGUUUUCAUAAUAUUCAGUUAUUGGGAACUUUACUUUCUAUUAGACCAGACCGUGUGCAAGACUGCAUAUUAACUGCACCAAUGGGUAUUUCGCGCUUGAUGGAUCUGUUAGAAAAUUUACUUUUACUCAUUGCCCUUACCGAGAAUAAUGCUGAUAUUCAAAAAAUUGUUGCAUUUGAGAAUGCAUUUGAGAGGCUUUUAGAAAUAAUUGCAGAAGAAGAUGGUUUAAGUGGUGGAAUCAUUGUUCAAGAUUGUAUGCAACUAAUACAUAACUUGUUAAGGUAUAAUGUUUCAAAUCAGAAUUUUUUUCGUGAAACAAGUUGCAUACAACGUAUACCGGCAUUAUUAGGCUCCUCUCUAGAUUAUAAACACAAAAAUUAUGAAAUUGAGUUUUUGGUUCAAGAAUGGCAGGAACAAAAAGUUACCAAUACUGUUGCUUUAUUAGAAUUGAUUCGAAUAUUAGUAGUACCUAAUAAUAUUAAUACUCUAAAUAAUCAGAAUGUUAUGGCUCAAUGUGGGGUAUUGAAAACGGUAGUUGAACUAGCCUUAUCUUCGAAUGCACCUUCAUCAGUAAAAGCCCAUUCUCUAUACGCUUUGGCAGAUCUUAUACGCGGAAAUAGUUCCAAUCAAGAAUUUUUAGCACGAACAGUUGUCACAGUUCCGUAUUCACCUCAACGUUCGAAUUCCACACAGAAUUCAACACCUGACUCACAUAACCGAUCUUCACACGAGCAAAUUCCAACUCUUCCUCCACGUCCCACGGUUAUGGCAAUUAUUGCCGUCGCUGUUGGGGCUGAGCAUAUAGAAAGUUAUACAACUCGGGCUGCAGCUACAUAUGCUUUUGAGUGUUAUACAUAUAAUAAUCCCAAUGCACAAGCUGCAUUGGCAUCUACAUUGACUCCUCCUCCUGAUGAUAAUCCUAAUUCGAAUAUGAACACAGCUAAACCUCAGUCGGCUGGUUCACUGUUACUCUCAGCUCUUUUGGAAUGGGAAGAUUCGGAGGCAGAUCCAUAUGUAGUAUGGUUCUCGUCCGUUAUUUUUUCCCAUAUUCUUAUGAACAAUGAAAAGCCUAAAGAAUUAGCUCGAGGAAUUAUGAUCGGUGAAGAUAGUGUAGAUGGUCAUAUUCCUUUGCUGCACUCUAUUGUAGGAAAUUUAAUAUUGGCAACAAGACAAAAUGCGGACGUAAGGGUCUUGAUUGGAUACCUAUGCGUUCUUUGCAUUUGGUUGUGGGAUAGUCCACAAAGUGUUAAAGAGUUUCUAUCGAAAGAUACUCAUUUGCAAAUUCUAAUUGGGCCUAUAACUCAAUCUUCUGGUGUGGAUUCAAGAGUACAAGGCUUAUGCGCGUUUUUGCUAGGUAUUUGUUAUGAGUUUAACCAUUCAUUGGAUUCUCCAGUCACAAGAACAACUCUUCAACCAAUUUUACUCAAUCGUAUUGGCGCUGAUCAAUUCGUGAAUCGUAUUACGCGACUAAGAGAAGCACCUCAUUUUAAGCAUGUCCCACAAUAUAUACUGGUUUCGCCAGAAGAAGAAGCUAGAGGAUUACCAGAAUUAUAUUUUGAAUAUGCAUUUGUUGAAUUUUUCCAAAAUAAUUAUGAAAAAAUUCAAAGAUCUAUUAUAGCUGAUCCUAAAUUAGCAUCCGGAGCAGGAAACGAUUUUCAAGGUGAUCAUGAUUCUUCAGUGAUUCUAUCUUUUAAGUCUGUUAUACAAACUCAAGAGCAAGAAAUUACUGAGCUAAAAGAAACGAUAAGACAACUUGCAGAACAGUUAGAAAUUCAGAAAUCAUCUUCAGAACAAGUAUCUUCAUUGCAAGAAGAAAUACAAUCGCUGAAGCAAACUAUAGAAACUCAAAAAUCAGAUCGUAUAAAAUUAGAAAAAGAACAUGAUGAUUUACUUGCUUGUCUUGCAGAUCAAGAUGCAAGUAUUAAAAAGUAUAGAGGAAGAUUGGUUGAACUUGGAGCUGAA
Molecule: messenger RNA, 2838 nt
Organism: Dentiscutata erythropus
Lineage: Eukaryota; Fungi; Glomeromycota; Glomeromycetes; Diversisporales; Gigasporaceae
Source: the annotation of a GenBank genome assembly